AAUUUCAUCUUUGAAAAUUAAAUGCCGAUAUUUGAAGGUAGAUAAAGAAACGAUAGAUCACUUAUCACUAAAAUCAAUUUAUUUAUAAUUUUUGUUCUAAGAAUAGAACGCUGAUCACUUAGAGAUCAAGAUAAGCCACGGCCACGUAAAUCCAUCAUCAGCGGCGCCGCCGAUCUGCAGGAGGUCCGCAGUGGGCUGAACCGAUUGAGUUCGCGAAGACGCACAUAGGGCGAGUCGUCCUGGGCGACUCGUCUCGUGCAUCGCACACGCGUACCCUCACAUUAUUAUUGAACGUUGGAUAACGGCAAUUGGCGGAUCAGUGAGUGACAUGCGCGUGGCCGGCCAAUGGGAGUGAAACCAGGGGACAAAACUCAGGUUCCCCAGCAAUAUGGCUGGCAGUAUAAAUUUGAUGCUUGUAACAUGAGUUUCUCUCCGAGAAAUUUGACAACCGUAAGUGUAGUUUUGCGUUACGUGCGGCGUGAUGUGACUUACGCGUGCCCGGCACGCUGGGAAACGGCAAUGCAGGUUGGCUGAGGUCGGAACGAGACAGUCUGAACGCUCCUUAUGUGAACAGGUAUUUUUAGAUCAUCUAUUGAACAAAAAAAAUUAUACGCUGGCAUCACCAUGUCAUCAAGAUUGGAUAGAUUAUUUAUAUUGCUGGAAACGGGAACAAAUGCAGUUACCAAAAGAGCAGCUGCACAACAGUUGGGAGAAGCGCAGAGAUUACACCCUCAUGAUCUGCAUCAUCUAUUGGCGAGAGUCUCGACUCUGCUGAAAUCCCCACAAUGGGACACUCGAGUGUCAGCAGCCCACGCUGUGCAGGCUAUACUUACCCAAGUUCCACCGUGGGACCCAGACCCCAUGAAAAAAGAAAGCUCCACAGAUGAAUCAGAAGUGAAGAAAUGCAGAACUUCCACCAAAUUGAGUUUGGAGUCCUUCGAUAUGGAUAAAGUUCUAGCUCGUAGCUCACAUCUCACUGGGUCGGAGGGCAGUGAAUACGAUUUGACUAUAUCAGAGGGAGAGCAACUAUCGGUUCCCAAUCAACAGGAGAAGCUAGCCGCAAAGCUGGGUUUUCAUCCACGUCUGAUGGGUGUCGACACUGCUGAUUUGUUUUCCGUUGAGGAUUUCACGCCAAUGGUGCAAGCGUCCAGUAUGACACAAGCCGGUACAAUGCCUGUAAGCGAAACUUUGAAACAGCCGGAAGGCUUAAGUAGAAGAGAAAUGAACAGAGCGAAACGCAAGGCACGUCAAUCAGUGACGAAGCAGCGAUCACGCGAACCGGACGAUCAUCGCGCCAACGAUGACCAUUCGAAUUCGAUGAAUGUUCAGUCGCCGGUGAAUGAUAUCGGUGAGCCUGCGUUCAAAAAAUUAAUAUUAGAGGAAACGAUCUCAUCGGACACUGGACCAAAGUGCAGCACACCAAGCGAGCAGGUGUGCGGAGUGCCAGAUGGAACUGGAUGUUGGCCAGAUUCGGUUAUACAUUGGCCUUUAGAAGCUUUCGCGGAGAGCCUUUGUCAAGAUUUGUUCAGUCAGAAGUGGGAAGUGCGUCACGGCGCGGCAACGGCUUUAAGAGAACUCAUAAGGCUCCAUGGAAAAGGAGCAGGCAAGUCCAGAGAUCAAACUCUGGAAGAAAUGCAAGAAAGCCAUUAUCAAUGGAUAAUCGACGCUGCUCUAAGAUUAUUGUGCGUGCUGGGCCUCGAUCGAUUCGGAGACUUCGUUUCUGACCAGGUUGUCGCGCCGGUGCGAGAAACGUGCGCCCAAGCACUGGGAUCGCUGUUCAAAUUAGUGUCCGGCGGGUCGCGCGCCAAAGAUACAAACAAAAUGUUAUUUGGAAUACUUUCCCUAAUAAUGAAACUCUUGGGACACGACGAGUGGGAAGCCCGACAUGGCGCGCUCCUCGCACUGAAAUAUUUACUAGCCGUACGAGACGAUUUAUUGGACGAGGUGUUGCCGAAGGUCUUUCCUACCAUUAUACAAGGAUUGUCCGAUCCUGUGGACGAUGUGGGCGCGGCUGCCGCAAGUGCACUUAUACCAGUGGCUUAUGCUCUCCCGCGAUUAUUGAAGCCAGCAGCGCUGGAAGCGAUCGUGGUACGCCUCUGGCAAUUGUUAAAGGAACAGGACGAUCUAGCUGCGGCUUGUAACAGUUUCAUGGGUCUCUUGGCCGCGAUACUUUCGCUGCCAGCAGCACGCGCCUGUUUGGCGCCGCAGCCGCUAUCGCAGGUAUUGCCACGCUUAUGGCCGUUCCUCAGCCACUCGAGCUCGAGCGUGCGCAAAGCCACGCUGCAAACGCUGCAGACCUUGACCGGGGACGACGGCAGGCACACCGAGGACAAGAAGGAACGGUGGGGCGAGGGCGGCGGUGUGGUCCUGCAGGAAGCGCUGUGGCAUGUGUUUCAGUGCGUGCUAAUCGAACAUAUUGCCGUGAUACAGGACGUGGCCGAGCGUGUCUGGGAGAAUCUAGUCGUACAGAGUGAUCUCGAAUUAUUGCUACACGCGGCAUGCCCUCAUGUCAGCACGUGGCUCUGCCUCGCCAUGCAGCCGGAACAUGUGCCAUUCAAUCCGACUCUGUUAAUGACGGUCGCGAACCCCACGAAGGGCGUAAAGAAUAAUCAAACGGUUGCCUACUGCGACGCGCAAUCGGACUCUAGCAAUAACGGCGGCGGGAAUAGUAAUGCGAAUGCGAAAUCGUUGUCCGAGCUGAAGGUGUACAUCGGCGGGAUCGAAACGGUGGCGCUGAACGUGCGGAAGGCGAACGUAGUGCAGGCUCGUUGUCGAGCGUCUCGUAUGUUGGGAUUGCUGUCGCACUACGUGGUGCAGCCGGCGCCGGGCGUCGUUUACACACCGGACAUGCCCAGCCCGGCGCUCUGUUACGCCAAGGUGUUGCUGGCGCAUCUCAAUUCGCGAUCGGCGCUGCAGCGCACCGUCGUGGGACUCACGAUGUCUCAUUGGGCGACGGUGGAUUCCCUGAAGCCGCCCGCGACACCAGACAUACUCAGGGACAAACUGUUGGCUUGUUUGAACGAAUGUACAUACUACGAUGAAAUCGCGACCUCUUUCACGAAAUUAUUGCACCAAAGUCGGGAUUACAACGCGACCCUGAAACAUUAUAAAUUGCCAGUGCCGGUCGACGUGGAUUCAUCCGGCGUGAUGACUCUUGAUCAGAUCACGGUACUCGUUGGAAAAACGAUAACCGCUCUUUGCGCCGCAGGAAGUGGAGCUGGAAAUAAUAGCGGCAAUCAGAUCAAAUUGAAACCUAAGUUACUAGAGAGCCUGGAGGAAAGGAGGCGAGCGCUAAAGAUCGGAGCGGCCACGACGGCGGCGGAACAACAAUCCUGGCAUAUUAUGUCAAUGGCCGCGCUCGCUGGCGCGGCCACGAUGUUACACUGCCUUCCUCAAGCUCCGCAGCCGCUUAAUCCGUUGGUGAAACCGCUGAUGGAAGCUGUAAAACGCGAGGAAAAUGAAGAACUGCAAAAACUGGCUGCGAAGCAUUUGUCUUGUUUGAUUGAACUGUGCGUCGACAGAAAACCCUCUCCAAACGCAAAGAUUUCCACCAAUCUGUGUACGUUCUUGUGUUCCGACAUUGAAUUCACGCCGCGCGUAUGUUGCGCCGGCGACGCUGACGUUUACGACGGAAUACUUACUUUGAAUAAUAGACAGAAACAAGCUGAAAGAAUAGCGUAUAAUCGUGGUGCUGGCACCGGGGUCGGCGGUGGCAGAGGUCCCGGUCGACCGCCGACAACGGAAAUACCCUUGGAAGAGUUACUGGCUUGCGAAGAACCGGAAGCCAAAGCCGCCAGAACACGUCGCCGCGGAGCCACAUUAGCAUUGACAGCUAUAGCUACUCUUCUCGGUGCUCAAUUGCCGGUUCGUCUACCUCAGCUGUGGGAUUUGAUUUUGCCGAGUAUACUAAAAGACGCAAACUGGCAGGAUAAGGUACAAGAGGAGGAAGGAAAUCAAUUGAUCUUUGGCUUGCAAGUGUUGGAGAUUAUGGCGCCGAGCUUGGACAAGUCCCUCUUGCCGCCUGUGCUGGAGUGUCUGCCGCGUUUGUGCAUUCUAUUAGCGCAUCCGUACAAAGCCGUCAGGCAUAUGACAUCACGAUGUAUAGCUACGCUAGCCAGUUUAAAUACGGAGAAGACAAUGAUACACAUAAGGCAUAGCGUCAUACCGCUUCUGGAAACGACCGGCGGUGAGAAAAAAUGUUCCUCAGGCAAAAUGGCACCGAAUGAGGUCGAUUCGAUACGCCAGGGAGCCGCGGAGGCUCUGACUUGCAUCGUCGAAACAUUGGGCGUCCACGUGGUGCCGUACGCUGUACUCUUUAUGGUGCCUUUACUCGGACGUAUGAGCGAUCAGAAUCAAGCUGUAAGAUUAGCCUGCAGCGCGACAUUCGCCACACUUGUCCAACUGUUACCGCUGGAUCCCGGCUCACUCGCGGAUCCGCCGGAUUUAGUACAAGAGAAGGCACAGGAGCGAAAGUUCCUCGAUCAGCUCAUAAAUCCCCGUAAUAUCCCCGACACGGAGCUGCCGGUUCCCGUAGCCGCUGAGCUACGCUCUUACCAACGUCAGGGCUUGAAUUGGCUCAACUUUCUAAAUCGCUACCACCUGCACGGAGUUCUGUGCGACGAUAUGGGUCUCGGAAAAACGCUGCAAACUCUCUGCAUCCUGGCGCUGGACCACCAUCGCAAUUUACAAACACCAACCAGCCUAGUGGUGUGCCCGCCGACUCUCACCGGUCACUGGGUGUACGAAGCCGAGAAGUUCUUCAAGGCGCAGGAUCUGUCGGUCAUCCAGUACGCCGGCACGCCGCUGGAGCGCGACAAACUGCGUUCCCGCGUGCUGAAUUAUCGGCUCGUGAUCGCGAGUUACGACAUCGUGCGCAAGGACAUCGAAUUCUUCGAGGCGCACCAAUGGAAUUACUGCGUGCUCGACGAGGGCCACGUGAUAAAAAACGGCAAGACGAAGAACGCCAAGGCGGCGAAGCGGCUGCACGCUAAUCACAGGCUCAUCCUGUCCGGCACACCUGUGCAAAACAACGUACUCGAAUUGUGGUCUCUGUUCGACUUUCUGAUGCCGGGCUUCCUCGGCAGCGAGAAACAAUUCGCCGCCAAGUAUUCUCGUCCCAUUCUAGCCUGCAGAGAACCGAAGGCAGGGCCGAAGGAGCAGGAAGCCGGCGCUUUGGCCAUGGAGGCUCUUCAUCGACAGGUACUGCCGUUCUUGCUGAGGCGGAACAAGGAAGAUGUGCUACAGGAUCUGCCGCCCAAAAUCACGCAGGAUUAUUACUGCGAUUUGUCGCCUCUGCAACGUCUACUUUACGAAGACUUCCGUACUCGUCAUACGGCAACGCUCACCACCGGCUCUUCGUCUUCGAGCGAUCUUCAAACUGGCCACGUAUUCGAGGCGUUACGAUACUUACGCAACGUGUGUAAUCACCCUAAAUUGGUGUUGAAACAACAACAUCCGUUAUAUCAAACGGUAUGUGACAUGUUGAAGCAGCAACAAAAUACUCUGGCGGACAUCGAGCACAGCGCCAAGUUGCCUGCUCUCAAGCAACUGUUGCUGGAUUGCGGCAUCGGACAGCAGGCGCGUAAUUCCUCCGCCGUCACAGAAAACUCUCAGGAGCAGCAGUUGGUCAGCCAGCAUCGCGCUCUAAUUUUCUGCCAGCUGAAGGCGAUGCUGGAUAUCGUGGAGAACGAUUUGCUGCGCGCGCAUUUGCCGACGGUCACUUACCUACGUCUCGACGGUAGCAUACCAGCGGCUCAGAGGCACUCCGUCGUGGCGCGCUUCAACGCCGAUCCGUCGAUCGACGUUCUUCUGCUGACCACUCAGGUCGGCGGUAUCGGAUUGAACCUAACGGGCGCCGACACCGUCAUAUUCGUGGAGCACGACUGGAACCCGAUGAAAGAUCUCCAAGCGAUGGACCGCGCGCAUCGUAUAGGUCAGAAGAAAGUAGUGAAUGUGUACCGCUUGAUCAGCAGAUCGACAGUGGAGGAGAAAAUCAUGGGGCUGCAGAAGUUUAAGCUUCUCACCGCGAACACAGUAAUAUCGACGGACAACGCCGCUCUGGAGACCAUGGCUACCGAUCAGUUGUUAGAUUUAUUCUUGUUGGAUAACGAAAAAGAGAAGAGGCAACCGGAUCAUCACGAUGACGCCGCUUUGUCGAAGUUACCUGGCCUACCGGGAAUUAGCCGUUCUGUACUGGAUAUCCUGCCUGAGCUUUGGGAACAGCAACAAUAUGACGACGAAUACGAUCUCGACUCAUUUUUGUCCACACUGAAGGCUGAUAGCCAGUAAGCUCGUACCUCGUUAAAUCAAUGAACGUAGAUUAUAAAAUUUGAGAAGUUUAUCGCGUGUCAUGUAGCUUGAGGUUGGCACAUCAAGUAGGCAUGUUGUAGAUUCGGUUGUUAACUUUUAGUUGUGUGCGAGGCGAUAAUCUUCGAAAGUUCAUAAGGCAUCGCCGAGUGGCCGAAGAUGACAAUUGACGUAAUUUACAUACUACGUAAAAAAAAAGGCCACCACUGAUUAACUAAAAGUUAACUAGCCUUGUCGCGCUCUAACAGGCGCUUUCUUGCUAAGUGCUAGCGAUAAGGGAAAUGACAUUAUACGUGGUACCUAAGCUCAGAUAACUGGUAUGAUAGCCGAUAGAGAAUAGAUUAAGGUAUAUCUUGUGUAUCUUUAGUUAUAAUAAUUUAUAAAAAUGCCGAUAUAAUUACACAAUUCCACAUUUGUACCAAACGACGCCAUGGUGCAUAAUUAUUUAUAAUGUAUACUAGUCUCUUUCUCUCUCUUUCUCUUUUUCUACACCAUCAUACGAGUCAGUAAACGACAAUACCAGUUGCCUCAAUCGCUAUCUACGUGCGUUCACAUACUCAAAUCAUUAUUCUUUAACCACAGUAGCGAUACUCCGUUAAUAAUAUUUGUUAGCAUUUUAUCGAGAAGCGCACCAGCCGGGGAUAAUUCUAACGAAAGUUUACAAAAUACUACAGCUUUCGAUUGAAAUCAUACGAACUGAAUUUAUUGCAAUCAUUGCAAACAAUUAGCUUUCCAAUGAUUUAAUUUAUUUUAAUAUAUGACUUUACGAUAAAUCUUUAAUACAUCAAUAUUUUCUUUCACUUUUUUUAGAA
This is a messenger RNA of Linepithema humile (Argentine ant), 7118 nucleotides long. RefSeq names its product histone acetyltransferase 1 (gene Hel89B). The record is from RefSeq and is a predicted model, not a curated record. Gene Ontology annotation, molecular function: TBP-class protein binding; ATP-dependent chromatin remodeler activity; ATP hydrolysis activity. Lineage: Eukaryota; Metazoa; Arthropoda; Insecta; Hymenoptera; Formicidae.